Messenger RNA from Anolis sagrei ordinatus, 4647 nucleotides. NCBI's taxonomy places the organism in Eukaryota, Metazoa, Chordata, Lepidosauria, Squamata, Anolidae. The record is from RefSeq and is a predicted model, not a curated record.
AAAUUUGGUGUGAUUUCGUUCAUUGGUUCUUUUGUUAUAAGGUACGCAUUUAUAUACAUAUAGAUAGAAGAGUGCUGAUAGAUCAGUUAUUUAAAGUCUCUUGAACAUAGAGUUUUAUAAAUAUUACAAGAGAGGCCAUGGAGGACGUAGCAUCAGCUGAAGCAAUCUUGGGGGGAUCCAGUGUGGGUUGGGACUUAAUGGGAGCUCCAUGGGAGGCCGGGUGGCUCUGGAGGCUGGAGAAGCGGAGGGCCCAGCAUUACCUGGCUCUCCAAGAAGAAACACCUCCUGAAGCCUGUUGUCUAAUUGUGCCUUUCUUUCACAGAGGAAAGGGGAUUUUUGCCUGAGAAUUUCAGAGUAGAACCUGUUGAGGGAUUCCUUUCCCUUGAGAAAAGAGGGAGGAAAGGCAUCUUGGAUACGGUUGGGUUCUACAUCAGAGUGGCUCCAACAUGGAGAGACCCAACUCACCUGGACCUGAAGCAGGCAAGGCCUCCGGGAGCAGUGGGGAAUCCUGGGAAAGAACUACACAGACGUUCCUGGAUGCGCACACACAGUGCCAGCGCUUCAGGCAUUCCUCCUUCCGAGAGGGCGAGGGACCCAGAGAGAUUUGCAGCCGCCUCCACUCUCUCUGCCGCCAAUGGCUGAAGCCAGAGCAACACACCAAGGCGGAGAUGCUGGACCUGGUGAUCCUGGAGCAGUUCCUGAGCAUCCUGCCCCCAGAGAUGGGGAGCUGGGUCCGAGAGUGUGGGGCAGAGACCUCUUCCCAGGCGGUGGCCCUGGCGGAAGGCUUCCUCCUGAGUCGGGCAGAGGACGAGAAGCAGGAAGGACAGGCCCAAAAUAACUGCAUGGAAGUCCAGCCUGAUGUCCCUUCAUCAGAAAAGCCUCACUCGGACACCACGCAGAGCCUCCAGCAGAAGGAGCUGAAGCAGGAAGGAGAGGAAGGAGAGGAAGGAGAGGGGGCUGCAGCCUGGCAGGGGGCUGGAAUGAGGUUGUUACCGAAUCCUCAGUCGUUUUGUGAUGGAGUGGAAGUGAAUCAGGGCCCAAUUGCCUUUGAGGAGGUGGCUGUCCCUUUCUCCCCGGAGGAGUGGGUUCUCCUGGAUCCUGAUCAGAAAGCCUUGCACAUGCAGAUCAUGGAGGAGAUUCAUGGGAUGGUGGACUCUCUUGCAGAUAACUGGAAGAAGAGCAAUGUGUGCACCAAACACUGGACGCAUUUGGGACACAACGGGGACCUUCCUGGACACCAGAAAACUCGCCGUGAAAAUGGAGAUUCUGCCAGAGAAAGGCCCUACAAAUGCAAUGUGUGUGGACAAUGUUUUACGCAAAAUAUGGGACUUAAACUUCACAAGACACUCAGUGCUGGGAGAAGCCAUUGUAAAUGGAGAAUAUCAGCAAAAUGUAUUGCUGAUUACAAAUUUCCACAUCGGAGCCAAGAAGAAAUCUUUCAAGGAACUGAUGAUAUCAUAAGCCAGGAGUGUGGGACAUCUUUGAUGCAGAGUUUACACUUGAAACAUGAGCGAUUUCACACAGGACAGGAACCAUAUAGAUGCCAGGAGUGUAGAAAGUGUUUUGCUUCCAGUUCACAAUUGAUGAGGCACAAAAAGCUUCACACAGGAAAGAAUGGGUACAAGUGCCAGAAGUGUGGUAAAUGUUUUACUCAGAAUACGCAACUUAUAGACCACUGGAGAUCCCACACAGGAGAGAAGCCAUACCAAUGCCAGGAGUGUGGGAAAAGUUUUGCUCAAAGUUCACACUUGGUGAGCCACAAAAGAGUCCAUACAGGAGAGAAGCCAUACCAAUGCCAGGAGUGUGAGAAAUGUUUUGCUCACAGUUCAAACUUGGUGAGGCACAAAAUACUCCACACAGAAGAAAAACCAUACCAAUGUCAGGAGUGUGGGAAAUGUUUUGGUUAUCGUUCAGGCUUGGUCAGCCACAAAAGACUCCACACAGGAGAGAAACCAUUCCAAUGUCAGGAAUGUGGGAAAUGUUUUGCUGACCGGUCAGGCAUGGUGAGGCACAAAAGACUCCACACAGGAGAGAAACCAUACCAAUGCCAGGAGUGUGGGAAAUGUUUUGCUUACCCUUCAGACUUGGUGAGCCACAAAAGACUCCACACAGGAGAGAAACCAUACCAAUGCCAGGAGUGUGGGAAAUGUUUUGCUUGCAGUUCACACUUGGUGAGCCACAAAAGACUCCACACAGGAGAGAAACCAUACCAAUGCCAGGAGUGUUGGAAAUGUUUUGCUAACUGUUCAACCUUGGUGAGGCACAAAAUAGUCCACACAGGAGAGAAACCAUACCAAUGUCAGGAGUGUGGGAAAUGUUUUGCUAAAAGAUCAACCUUGGUGAGGCACAAAAUAGUCCACACAGGAGAGAAACCAUACCAAUGUCAGGAGUGUGGGAAAUGUUUUGGUUAUCGUUCAGACUUGGUGAGCCAUAAAAGACUCCACACAGGAGAGAAGCCAUACCAAUGCCAGGAGUGUGGGAAAUGUUUUGCUCAAAGUUCAGUCUUGGUGAGGCACAAAAGACUCCACACAGGAGAGAAACCAUACCAAUGCCAGGAGUGUGGGAAAUGUUUUGCUCAAAGUUCAGGCUUGGUGAGCCACAAAAGACUCCACACAGGAGAGAAACCAUACCAAUGCCAGGAGUGUGGGAAAUGUUUUGCUGACUAUUCAGCAUUGGUGAGGCACAAAAGACUCCACACAGGAGAGAAACCAUAUCAUUGUCAGGAGUGUGGGAAAUGUUUUGCUGACCGUUCAGGUUUGGUGAGCCACAAAAGACACCACACAGGAGAGAAACCAUACCAAUGCCAGGAGUGUGGGAAAUGUUUUGCUUGCAGUUCACACUUGGUGAGCCACAAAAGACUCCACACAGGAGAGAAACCAUACCAAUGCCAGGAGUGUGGGAAAUGUUUUGCUGACCGUUCAGGCUUGGUGAGGCACAAAAUACUCCACACAGGACAGAAGCCUUAGAAAUGCUAGGGAUGUCAGAAAUGUUUUGCUUUCCCCACACCCACAAAAAACUAGACACCCACCAAAGGAUAGAAAGGUUAAAAAAUCCAGCAGUAUGGGGAAUGUUUUAUUUAGAUGUCAUCCCAUAACAAGCACGAGAGAAUAUACACAGGCUAAAAAACAUACAAAUGCCAAACAUGUGGGAAAUGUUUUAGUUGAGAUUCUUAACGUUUGAACCAUCACAGACUACAGAUAGGAGAGACAUCAUCCAAAGAGCUGGGACAAAAUUAAUAAAAUAUUUUGCAGGGAAAUGGCAGAUGAAAUGGCUUCCAGUAACACUUGGCUUGACUUUGGACUCAUUUCUUUGACCAUUUUCUUCUUAGUCUCAUGCUACCCAUGCUCUGGUCUGCCUUGGUUAGACCACACCUAGAAUCAAACUGUUUCCAAUUGUGGGCACCGCAAUUGAAGGAUGAUGUUGUCUAGCUGGAGUGUGUCCAGAGGAGGGCGACUGAAAUGACCAAGGGUUUGGAGAACAAGCCCUAUGAGGAGCGGCUUGAAGAGCUGGGCAUGUUUAGCCUGAAGAAGAGAAGGCUGAAAGGGAACAUGGUGAGGGCCGUGUAUAAAGGUGUGAGGGAAAGUCAGGAGGGAGCAAGCUUGUUUUCUGCUUCCCUGGAGACAAGGACGCAAUGGAACCAUGGCUUCAAACUACAGGAAAGGAGAUUCCACCUGAACACGAGGAAGAACUUCCUGACUGUGAGAAGUGUUCAGCAGUGGAACUCUCUGCCCCGGAGUGUGGUGGAGGGCUUCUUCUUUGGAGGCUUUUAAGCAGAGGCUGGAUGGCCAUCUUCCAGGGGUGCUUUGAAUACGAUUUUCCUGUUCCUUGGCAGAAUGGAGUUGGAGUGGAUGACCCAUGAGGUCUCUUCCAACUCUACGAUUCUAUGAAAGUGAUGGAAAUCAUGGACGUGGAUAAAUUAACGCAAUUAAUGAAGAAACACACAGGAAGACCAAUUCAAUCAACAGACUGUAUCUACUUCCUCCACUACUCCUCGGUAGUAGUCCUGUGCAAGACUGAGAUGUGGAAAACAGUCCAACCAAACUGAAGGAAGCUUCCCCGGCUUUGCAGAGAACGGCUUUACAGAGCAGGUCUCGCAGCAGGUGAUGCCUCCAAGGCCGAGGGCAAGGAAGAGCCUGCUUGUGGUGGGUGCUUUUGAUGUUGUGAUAAAUCCUUGCAGGACCAAGUAUGUGUGUGAAGAAAAACCUUCUUGAGUGGUCAUUCCCUUGUUCAGCUGGCUAAGGAAGUCAACCAGCAAUCUUGUACCACACCGAAGAGGCCAUCACUCUUUGAGGUUUUUGAGUAUCACCUUCUGGAGUUGUGGUCCACCAGCGUGAAGUUCCAGCAGGAGAUGCUGAAGGGGAGAUCCUGAGGGAGAGCUUCUGGAGAGCCUUUUCUCGGAGGAAACCUAUGGACAGAGGCUUGGCUCUGGGGAGCAGUUUGGAGAAGCUCCUCUGAGGAAGCGAUGGUGAAAUAGCUCUUUACUUCAGGUUUAUAUUGAUCUCUUAGUUGCUGUAAAGAUGGAGAUGCCUUAUUUUAUGUUUCUUACAAAGGCUGUGUCAAUAUGUGGCACCGCUGAUUUUGUGUAUGCAACAUUGCCAGUUUUGUUUCCUGUCUGCAAAGUAAAGAGAGUAAAGUAUUUUCUGUUCA